GCAACUAUUUGCUUGGAAAAUCUUAUCAGUCAAGAAUGUAAUCCACUCUAUUUUCGAGGAGAUCGUAAUCAGAUGCCAGUAUCUCUGAUUAUGUAAAUUAUUGUUUUGAGUUUUUUUUUAUUCCAUACCCUGGUGCCGCAAACAGUGUAAAUUAACGUGAAUUCGCUCGAAGGGAAAGAACCCAUAAAUGUUUGUAAGAACAUAAUAAAUUUUCGCUCGUUUCGAUUCACUUAGACACGUCGUUUGCAUACCGAUUCACUGACCUACCACUUAUCGUCUUUAUCGCUCUCCUCGGAAAAAGAAUCGAACCAUGGAUUCGCCCGUGGAGGCAAUAGGCUUACAAAUUACCCGAUAAAGUAUGAUAUUGCAAGAACACGUGACGAUUACGUGUUUACGAGAGUCAAGUGUUUUAUCGACUCGGGCUUGCGUAUACACGUGCUUAUUCCGCGAGAGUACGCGUUUGAACGUACGCGUUAAUACAUGGAUGAAGGCCCCACGGUCGGCGUUAAUAAGAUUCGAACACUCUCCGGGGGGUCUCACUAUGUUUCCGGCGCUCGAUCAUUUGGAUCGUUCGAUUCCUGGGAACUUUCCGCGACGAUUGGGGCCAGCGUCGUUCUCUCCUGAUUAUUUCUCGUUUUCGGUCGACAGAUCCUUCCAAACCGGCACAAUGAAGAACCUGGCGGAGACGAAGGCGAUCUGGAGUUCCGCAGACGCGGUUUCCUUCGACGUCGACUCGACCGUUAUUCAAGACGAAGGGAUCGACGAACUCGCCAAGUUCUGCGGAAAGGGGCAACAGGUCACCGAGCUAACGAAACAGGCGAUGCAGGGCAACAUGACGUUUCAGCAAUCGCUGACCGUAAGACUGAACAUCAUUCGACCUAGCUUGACGCAAGUCAAGGAAUUUCUGCAUACCCAUCCGCUGAGGCUAACUCCCGGUAUCAAAACCCUGGUUAACACUUUGCAGUCCCAGAAGAAGCAGGUGUUCCUGAUAUCAGGAGGUUUCCGAUGUCUGAUAGCACCGGUAGCUGCCCAACUGAACAUUCCCGCUGAAAACAUUUGCGCUAACAGGCUUAAGUUUUACUUCAAUGGAGAGUACGCAGGAUUUGACGAGAACGAGCCGACUGCUAAAACCGGUGGAAAGGCGGAAGCGAUUCGGCUUUUGAAGGAGAAAAGGAAUUUUAAAACGCUGGUUCAUGUUGGGGAUGGAGCUACCGAUUUGGAGGCAUGCCCGCCUGCUGAUGCUUUCAUUGGAUUUGGAGGAAAUAUUGUUAGGGAAGCUGUACAGUCUCGAGCAUCAUGGUUCGUCAGAGACAUGAACGAACUGAUAGAAACGUUGAUUCCCCAAAAAUUUGAAACGAACCAUAUUUAAAUCUAAUUUUGUAUAUAAUUAAGGAUCACUUCAAUUUCCAUUACAAAAAGCAUUUUGUCAAACGGAGGUAGUAGAGGUCAUUCUUAGCUGGGCAAGAGGCUUCUAUACGAUAAAAGUCAACUGCAUUUGGUACAAACUAUGGUUUCUUUUUUUUUUUUUUUGGUAGCUAAGCGUUAUCUUUUCGAAGCAUAUUUUUAUAACUGCGUUUUUUUGUACAUCGAUAUCAAGGAAGAUUGGGAACCGCCGGAGGUAUUACCGUCGACUGUACUUGCAGUAUUUUUAAGAUGUAUAAAUGAUUAAGCAAGCUCGAUAAUUACGACGGGAAAUAUUCAUAUACUCGUAAUGGUUACUUAUAUGAACGUACAAGUAUUAUUAUGUCCCAUUUAAGGUCUAGAUCAAGAAAGAUGUCUAAUAUAAAAUAUUGAGUUGUAUACCUUGUAUCUGUUUUAUAAUUAUGAUAUGUUCCUGCUACUUCAAAAAUAAAUGUUCGACCUAUUUCGAGUGUU
Molecule: messenger RNA, 1875 nt
Organism: Orussus abietinus
Lineage: Eukaryota; Metazoa; Arthropoda; Insecta; Hymenoptera; Orussidae
Gene: aay
Product: phosphoserine phosphatase
Exons: 5
Coding region: 359-1369 (336 amino acids)
Biological process (GO): L-serine biosynthetic process; dephosphorylation
Cellular component (GO): cytoplasm
Molecular function (GO): magnesium ion binding; L-phosphoserine phosphatase activity
Source: RefSeq, a predicted model, not a curated record